Molecule: messenger RNA, 1213 nt
Organism: Caenorhabditis angaria
Lineage: Eukaryota; Metazoa; Nematoda; Chromadorea; Rhabditida; Rhabditidae
Source: the annotation of a GenBank genome assembly
AUGAAUUUUGGAUUUUUGAUUACUGUAAUUUUUUUGGGAGCUGUUGGUGGAGAAACGUGAGUUUGUGGAAGAAAAAAAAUAAAGACCACCUGCGUUUCGAGAAAUUAUAAGGUUAAACUAACUAGAGAACGUUUUUGAUGUUAGAAGUAUUUGAUAUCAAAAAAUCAAACUUCUGAAUUUGUAUUUUUCAGGAGCUUUGGGUUGAGAUUUUGAAAAUGUUUACAAGUUUUCUUGAAAAAAUUCACCGAUUUCUAGUCGUUCUAGAAUUUUAAAGGCAGCGUGUUUCAGCAAAAAUUUUUAAAAAAUUGACGAUAGCUUCGCUACCGCCCGAAAGCGAUAAACACACAAAACACGUGAAUAUAUAAAUUUCUGGUGUGACCGACGGUUCACGGGUUGUGUGUGCGGCCAUCGUUUGUGUGGAAAAGGGGCGGGGCUUAAUUGAGUGAGCGCAUUUUUUUAAAUGAAAAUCGAUGAAUCUCGAAUUUCCAGUGGAAAAAUUGCGGAAAAUUCGAAUUUUUGAGUUUCGUUUCUCGAAACUUUGACCAGAAAAAUUCAAAUUUUUGAAUUUCGCGAUUCUUUUUCAAAAGUUCCCCAACAAAAUUCUUAUUUUCCAGCGUCCAAACCACAACGUAAGUUUAAUAUCACUCCGUAAGUUUUUCUCCGAAAAUUCCCCAUUUUCUAGAUUUCCAAGUUUCGUAGAUGAUGUUCAGAAUCUGACACAAAGUGUCGUUUAUUCUUUCGCUUCACUUCUGAAUCAAUACAUUCUGGAAAUGACUGGCUAUAAUUUACAGUAUUUUAACAGUUUUUCAAAGUCAGUUUUUUGUCCAGAAAAAUUUCUUGACCUCGAUUUUUCAGCAUCACUUCGGAAUCUUUGACUUUUGGGAACUCGCAAAUUUUAAGACUUUCGAGAGCUUUGGAGAGUUUUCUCGAAAUGUUUUUCAAUAAUUUAUCGGGGCAUUCUGGAACUCUUACCACGUGCGUUUCAAAUUUGAAUAUAGAUUUUCAAAACGUAAUUUUUCAGAAUUCUUUCCGAGACCCUGAUUUUGGCUAAUGAUGCAGUUCACAAUAUAACUGGAAAUGUGAACAAGAUUCAAGAAAUCGUUGACAAUAAUGUUCAUCUUCCGGAAACUCUUCAGAAAUUACAGUAAGCUAUAUUUUUCGUUGACUUGAGAAAUUAUUGAUUUUCAGAAAUUUCAUGCGGGUUUUGUUUUGA